This is a messenger RNA of Caenorhabditis briggsae, 90 nucleotides long. The coding region runs from base 1 to 90 and encodes 29 amino acids. The transcript has a single exon. NCBI's taxonomy places the organism in Eukaryota, Metazoa, Nematoda, Chromadorea, Rhabditida, Rhabditidae. The record is from RefSeq and is a predicted model, not a curated record.
AUGUUCUCAGAAAAGUUACAAACUAAGAGAAAAACUGUUAAUCCUUUUCAAUUCAGCUUCCAGCAAAACUUUCAUGUCUCCCAAAAUUAA